Messenger RNA from Pocillopora damicornis (cauliflower coral), 543 nucleotides. RefSeq lists its product as uncharacterized. The record is from RefSeq and is a predicted model, not a curated record. Lineage: Eukaryota; Metazoa; Cnidaria; Anthozoa; Scleractinia; Pocilloporidae.
UACUGGAGUGAUAAAAACCAAUACAACACUCUUGGCGGGAGGACUGGGUUUGACAAACAAGAGACCAAGUUACCGACCUAUUCGAACACACCUUUCUCCAAGAUCUGUCUCGGUAUGAAGAUAAGUGGACAGCUCAGGUUUAUUGUCAUUAACAAGCAGGCCAACUCUCUGUACUCUCUGAUUGCUGAUGGGAGAUACCGCGCUACUUCACUAGGUCGUAACGAGUGGAAGAAGUUGAUUGGUGCGGAGGGCUCUUUGCAACUGCGCUGUAACAAGGAGGGCUUCAAUGCUGUAAGUACCGUAAGUGAUCAUUCUAAAGCAAGAGUUGGUUAUAUAGCUAACGAUGCAAACGAUUGUGGCUCUUGUGACUCCAGAAUUGGGUUUGGUACCGGAGGACGUCCUGAUAACUCCAAUACGUGUGGAAACGUAGUAGCGCAUUCCCCAGAUAACGGUGACAGAAAUAUUAAAGCUAUGGGAUAUAUUUUGGUGCAGUAAACUCUUUCAAUCCAUGUAUGACCUUAGAAAACUCACGAAGAAUGGGGG